Molecule: messenger RNA, 2831 nt
Organism: Dreissena polymorpha
Lineage: Eukaryota; Metazoa; Mollusca; Bivalvia; Myida; Dreissenidae
Product: citramalyl-CoA lyase, mitochondrial-like
Exons: 8
Coding region: 108-1139 (343 amino acids)
Biological process (GO): regulation of cobalamin catabolic process
Molecular function (GO): (S)-citramalyl-CoA lyase activity
Source: RefSeq, a predicted model, not a curated record
CCAGAUUUGAGUGUUUGUCGGGAGAGAGAGAGAGAGCGAGAUCGUUGUACAUGGUACAAAUUGGAUAAGUGUCGACUUCCCAAAAGAAAAAAACAUUUCUUUGAGGGAUGCUGCUGCGGGGCCUACAUCGACUGAUUGCCAUCUGCCUGCCCAAAACUGUGGUACCCUGUGUUGUAUGGGCUUCCACAGGUGCAGCUUGUUGCCAGACACCAGGUCCCUCCAAACCCAAGAAAAGGUUCACACCCCGUCGUGCUGUGCUGUAUGUGCCAGGCAAUGAUCAGAGGAAGUUGGAAAAGAUCCCUACACUUGGGGCUGACUGCAUCGUGAUGGACUGUGAAGAUGGGGUUGCCGCUAACAGAAAAGUCGAAGCCCGUGAAACAAUAGCAGACAUGAUAGACAGGUUGGACUUUGGGCGUUCAGAGCGGGUGGUGCGGGUGAAUGCUGUGGGCUCUGGGCUGAUGGAGGAAGACAUGCGGGUUGUGUUCCGGGCUUGCACCCUCCCGGACACCAUCAUGGUGCCAAAGGUCAACAGUACAGCCGACCUUGCGUCUAUAAUACACAACCUUAAGUCCACUCUGAAGGAACGUGAUUUAGCACACAAGCUUUCCCUGGUUCUAUUCAUCGAGAGUGCCCUCGGACUCAUGAAUCUCCGCGAGAUAUGUGAGAGAGCAACUGAGCUGUCACUACGGUCAAAUGUCUUUGAAGUGGAUGGUCUUGUGUUUGGAUCUGAUGAUUUUUGUGCCGAUAUUGGUGCAAAGAGGUCAGUUGAUGGUAGUGAGCUAUUGUAUGCAAGACAAAAGAUGGUCACAGUGGCCAAGGCCUUCAGAUUGCAGGUGAUUGACAUGGUGCAUAUUGACUACAAAGAUCUGGAAGGUCUGCGGGUGCAGUCGUUGCGCGGUGCAGAGAUGGGGUUCACAGGUAAGCAGGUGAUCCACCCGGGCCAGGUGGGCGUGGUCCAGGAGGCCUUCAGCCCCGCCCCCCAGCAGGUGGAGUGGGCCACCAGUCUCAUAGAGGCCUUUAACACACACCAGGCGUCAGGGCAGGGGGCAUUCACAUUUCGAGGUCACAUGAUUGACAUGCCACUUCUGCUGCAGGCAAAGAACAUUGUCCAAUUAGCAGAGGCCAUCAAGAUCACAUGAGGCAAAAUCAACCAAUCAGAAGUGUGCAUUUUUUCAAAUUUAACAGUGAGGUUGGACCAAUAAAAAACGUGGAUUUCAAAUAAAUAAUCAGCCUCAACAAAUCAGAAUUGUAAAUUUUAAAUAUAACCAAACGACUGAACCAAUUGCAAGUGUGGAUUUCAAAUAAAAUAUAACAGAUGGCUGAAACAAUGAGACGCAUGCCUUUCAACAGUAACAUGUGCAUCAGUAAUGGGCCAGCACAACAUGUAUUUCAGGACCAAUUUGACUGACAUUCGGGAUGAGACAAAAAUCACUGUGGAAGCUGCUUGUGUCACUGGGUUCAUACAUUUCAAUGCUACAAAUGUUUUGAAUAUUACAAAUGUUAUAGUUUCUGAAUAAGAACUGAUGGUAACAUACAUUUAUAUGAGCCUGGCUCAGACAAAACAGGGCUUAAUACAUGUGCACAACAUGGGGUCCCACAUUAGCCUGUGCAGCCACUACAGGCUAAUCAGGGACAAUUGAACUUUCCCUAUGAAGAGACUGCAUUUCAGUAAAAAUUAUCAUUCAACCGGAUAGUGUUAUUCCUGAUUAGCCUGUGCAGACUACACAGGCUAAUAUCGGACAAUACUAUACACACAAGCAUUAAGCCCUGAUUUCACAGAGCAAGGCUCGUAUGUUUAAUCAUGAACUUCGGUAAUUAUAUUACAUUUUACAGGUGUAUUUGCACAUAUAUAACAGCAAAUUUGUUGGAUUUCAUAAAUUUAUUAGAUAGUAAAUUUAGAUAGCGAAAAAAUCAUUGUCAAAACAAGUGCUGUAAUAAAGAAGUGACUGUAUAAAAUACAGAAAACCUUAAAGUUGUUACAACAUUAAUUGCAAUGUUAAUUCAAGGUACAUCACUUUAUUGGCACUCACAGUUCAGAUAACAACACUAUGUUAAGAGUUUUAAAUUCAUACUUUGAAAGUUUUUAACAAUCCCAAACCCAUACAUGGUGGAAGUUACAUUAGACUUCCACCAGUUAUUACUGUUAUCUUGCAUUCUUUUCCCAUGGCCAUCUCCACCUAUAUCCAAAUGGCACUUAUAUUUUGUAAAAUACCACAACAACCAAUAGGAAAAAAGAUUUGUGUACUACCAGUAGUACAAUUGUUAAUAACAUGUAUUUCAGUGCUAUAAAAGUUGAAAACUUUCACAGACUUAAAACAAACCUACAUACAAAAUAUAAUAAUCUUUAUAAAUAUUUAUGAAAAAAAAACAUAUUAACAUAUGAAUGUUAUCAAGUAUUAUACCAUUUAUAUUAAACAGUAUUCAGGCGAUUUCAGAGCCACUUGGCUACUAUAUUUAUAAUGAAUUAUUCCAUUCUAUUAAUAUUUAAACCAACUGUGUAAAAAUUCAAUUGAUUAAUAAAAACCCACCCAAAGUACAUACAUGUUUUCAAAGAGAUACCAAACUUACAGACUUUUCACUGCACUAUAUUAUAAAAUUCAAUUUAAGAUUAAAGCAGCUGCAUUAACAAAAAGCACAUUCAGUGCAACCGAUUUCACAAUAAUUUUACAGAGUCGGUGACAUUGACAUUGUCAAAAUAAGAAUGCAAUUUCUUGGCAUAUGAUAUUUUGUUUGUUUGGCGAGUUGUUUACACUUUUGAUUUGCGUGGCAGUUGUUUUUAAAUUGGAUUAAUAUUCAUAAAUGGAGAAAAAGCACUUGUGCGGCCCAUAGAU